Vigna radiata var. radiata (mung bean) is the source of this 1107-nucleotide messenger RNA. Its product is annotated as WUSCHEL-related homeobox 3. NCBI's taxonomy places the organism in Eukaryota, Viridiplantae, Streptophyta, Magnoliopsida, Fabales, Fabaceae. The record is from RefSeq and is a predicted model, not a curated record. Gene Ontology annotation, molecular function: DNA binding; DNA-binding transcription factor activity. The coding region runs from base 163 to 771 and encodes 202 amino acids. The transcript has 2 exons. Gene Ontology annotation, biological process: plant organ development.
UAUAGUACUUUUUACCCAUCUAAUUCACCACUCCCUUUUAUACCUGUUCAACCUCUUUCCUUUUUGUCUCUUUCUCUCCUCUUUACUGUAUCUUUCUCUCUGUCCCUCUAUUUAUACAUCCCUCUCCUGUCUCAAGAAACUCAUCAAAGAAAGAAAGAAAAGAUGUCCCCAGCAGGUUCUUCAAGAUGGAGCCCUACCACAGAACAACUCAUGAUCUUGGAGGAGCUCUACAGGAGUGGCAUUAGAACUCCUAGUGCCUCACAAAUUCAGCAAAUAACCACACACCUUUCUUUCUAUGGCAGGAUAGAAGGAAAGAAUGUGUUCUACUGGUUUCAGAACCACAAGGCUAGGGAUAGACAGAAGCUCAGAAGGAAACUCACCAAGCAACUGCAGCUACAGCAACAACAACUCCAACUCCAUCAUUGCCAUCUCACACCAGAUAUCACUAACCACUAUUUUCCUUAUUCUCCUUCUUCUUCAACCCAGGAUUUUCCCUUUUAUAACCCACCUACCUUUCUUUUUCAGGGAGGAUCUGCAAACACAUCUGAACAGGCAUUGAAUUGCGCAUGGAAUGUGCACAACCUGCAAAACAAUCUGGUGGAGAAGGAAGAGGUGACCUUCUACAACAAUGGUUGGAGUACACCUGUGGAUGUUAACAACCAAGCAUCUUCAUGUUGCACUUCUCGACCCCUCAAGACCCUUGAUCUCUUUCCACUCACAACCACCAGAACCGAUGAAGACUCCACCACUCCACCACCCAAGGAGCUCUAAUUUUAUUGUUCCAUUUUCAUCUGCAUGUCCAAGACCGUUUCAUGUUAAUAACUAUUUCUUAAGAGAAUUAAUCUCCAAACACAGUGUGCUUAAUAUUCUUAGGAAAUGAUUUAAUCAUUCUGGAAUGUACCAAUUACCAAGAGUAGUACUUAGUCUUGUACGUAGGAUCUUUGGUUGUUGUUGCACCAUGUGAAAGAAUGAUCAAAGCUCGAUACUUUCAUUCUGGUACAAAUCCUGUGGGUAUAUGGUAUAUCCUGGUAUGAUGAUACCAAGAUAUUGAAAUGAACACUGAUGUCAUUUAUUUCUAAAUGUUAAUGUUUUUCAACCAUCUUAAAA